AUGUACCAUGCUGGAGUCAAAUACGGGUUUCUUACGACUUACAAUGAGACAAUCUUCUUGAAGCAGGAUGCACAUCCAUACAAGCCAAAAGAAACCGCCCUGUGGCACUCCAACGUGAUCUCAUGGGAUGCGAAUUCAGUUCGUCAGAACGGUCCAAGUCCUAUGGCCGUGUCUCUCCGCGAAUGCUUCCUUUUUCUCAGUUGGAAUAUCCAGACCGGACACUACCUUUACAACAACAAGACUCCCAGAGCUAAAUGGACUGGUAUUGUGGGUGGCAUAUUCAGAGACGAGGAUCAGAUUUCCCUUGAUGACUCCUCUGAUUGCUCCAGCUCCUCUGGACAAGAGUCUUCAUGGACACAGCCGCCUCGCACGUCGGCUCCAAUCCACCACGCUCCUUCCAAUCAGCCGUCUCGCACGUCGGCUCCAACCUACCUGGCUCCAUCCACCACUGAAACCGCCCAGAGAUCGACUCGGUCCCAAUCACGGGCACGGCAUGAACAGGAUCUGCAGGUCUCACACCGGCAGCAACCACCGGCACAAGAACGAGAAAGACAUCGAACAAGGCACGAACAGGCAACGACCGAGCAAUCCGUGCAUGACCUGACGCGAAGAACAGAUGGCCUGAGCCUUGAACGGGAAAGUCGACGAGGUGCUUCAUCUAUCGAAGCGUAUCGUGACCAUGAAGGACGGUGUUAUAUAGAUUUAGGUGACCGACGCGUCCAAGUCAACCUCAAGCAAGACCGUAGGGGUUGGUAUUAUAAACUUGCGAGUGGAGAGCAUCAAUAUGUGGUUUUGCACCAACCUCGGAGACGAUGA
Aspergillus melleus is the source of this 816-nucleotide messenger RNA. RefSeq lists its product as uncharacterized. The transcript has a single exon. NCBI's taxonomy places the organism in Eukaryota, Fungi, Ascomycota, Eurotiomycetes, Eurotiales, Aspergillaceae. Bases 1 to 816 code for a protein of 271 amino acids. The record is from RefSeq and is a predicted model, not a curated record.